UUUACCAAGUAGCACAAAAAGUAGAAAAAAUACCAAGAUUAACUAUGAAAGUACGUCGUACAUUAAAGGGACAUUUAGCUAAAAUAUAUGCAAUGCAUUGGGCAGGCGAUAAACGUCAUUUAGUAUCAGCUUCACAAGAUGGUAAAUUAUUAGUUUGGGAUGCUUAUUCAACACACAAAUUACAUGCGAUACCCUUACGAUCUUCUUGGGUGAUGACAUGUGCUUAUUCACCAAGUGGAUAUUUUGUUGCAUCAGGUGGAUUAGAUAAUGUAUGUUCAAUAUACAACAUAAGAUCAAGAGAUUCUCCCACAAAGCCAGCAAGAGAAUUAUCAGGUCAUACAGGUUAUCUUAGUUGUUGUCGAUUUUUAAAUGAUAAUCAAAUUUUAACUUCCAGUGGAGAUACGACUUGUAUGCUCUGGGAUAUUGAUGCUGGUGUCAAAUUAGAUGAAUUUACUGAUCAUACUGGAGAUGUCAUGAGAAUGCUUAUAUAAAUGUAUAUUUGUAUAUAUAAUUUUUUAUUUUUAUUUUAUUUUUCUUUUUAUUUUAUUUUUUAUUUUCCUCUCUUCUUUUCUUUUUUUCUUUCUCUCUCUCUCUCUUUCCAUUGUCUUGCCUUGCUUCGCCUUGCCUUGCUUCGCCU
Cokeromyces recurvatus is the source of this 637-nucleotide messenger RNA. Its product is annotated as WD40-repeat-containing domain protein. Bases 45 to 491 code for a protein of 148 amino acids. Gene Ontology annotation, cellular component: cytoplasm; heterotrimeric G-protein complex. Gene Ontology annotation, molecular function: protein binding; signaling receptor complex adaptor activity. Lineage: Eukaryota; Fungi; Mucoromycota; Mucoromycetes; Mucorales; Mucoraceae. Gene Ontology annotation, biological process: G protein-coupled receptor signaling pathway. The transcript is spliced from 2 exons. The record is from RefSeq and is a predicted model, not a curated record.